Molecule: messenger RNA, 790 nt
Organism: Exaiptasia diaphana
Lineage: Eukaryota; Metazoa; Cnidaria; Anthozoa; Actiniaria; Aiptasiidae
Exons: 2
Coding region: 103-432 (109 amino acids)
Source: RefSeq, a predicted model, not a curated record
UGCUCAAAACAUCUUUUGUAGGCCAGAAAAGUCCUUGAGGAGACUAAGCGAGAUGCAGAGUUACAUCAUGCAGCAUGCAAUUUCAAGAAAAGACCUGGACARAUGUAUUUUUUGUAUCGAAGAGAAAAUCAGACAACUUAUUUUUCGAUGUUGUCACCUCAGGAUUGGGGUUCAACUUGUCCUCACGAGUUCCUUGGUGCUUACAAGCUUGAGGCAGAUAUGUCAUGGACUAAAGCAGAAGAUGUUGCUAAAAGAAGCAAAGAUAUUCAAAUGGUUGAUCAUUUAUUGUCUUCUCAAGUCCCAGCAAUACAGUAUGUCAUGGAGACACCUAGCAAUGGAAUUAACCACUCAUCAGAGAAAAUAGCAAUGAUUGAAAAAGAAACCUUUUCAGAGGAACCUUUGAAGUCCAGUGAUUGUGUGACAACUAUGUAAAAGUCAAUGUCUGAACUAGUAAUCAAGAACAGACUUAACCAUCUAUGAAAUACAAAUAUACAAUAAUUUUACAUUUUUACAAUCAUAAGUACUUCCGAUACUGUCAGAAUUCUCGGUAUAAUUGCAUUCGAAUUCAUUUAGUUUUGUUUUGUUGGUUGGCUUUUUUUGUUUUUGUUUUGUUUUGUUUUUGUUUUGUUUUUGUUUUGUUUUGUUUUUCUCAUGAAAUAACAACAAUUUAAGCUGUUAGUUUAUAUGACUAUAUCCAUGCAAUAAGCUUUUGUUGAAAGUUGAUAUAAUUGAAAAGAUUAGCUUGUACUGUGUAAAUGGUAAGUGAAUUAAAUUUCUUUUGUUACAUCAA